AUGAUCGCAUCUCAAGCCGCGCUCCUGAUCGGAGGUAUUACCCACGCGCGCAAAGAGUGGGAAGCUCUCUCAUCUCUGCUCACCUUGAAAGAAUUCCCCAGCGGCACUCGACAGGAGUUUAUUGAGAAUUGCAAAGCGGGUCAUUAUGAUGAUGUUGUGGCGAUCUACCGCUCAAACACAUCCAACAAGUUUACCGGCAAUUUUGACGAGGAAUUACUUUCCAUCUUGCCCAAGUCGAUUCGUUACAUUUGCCACAACGGCGCCGGAUAUGACAACAUCGAUGUGCCUGCGUGUACGCGGAGAAACAUCGCUGUGUCGAGUACUCCGGUGGCCGUGAACAACGCAACUGCGGACGUGGGCAUUUUCUUGAUGAUCGGGGCAUUGCGCCAAGCCUAUGUGCCCAUUACGGCGAUUCGCGAGGGCAAAUGGCAAGGGCAGACCGCGACCGGCCAUGACCCCCAAGGUAAAGUUCUCGGUAUUCUCGGCAUGGGUGGUAUCGGACGGGAAAUGGCCACGCGAGCCAAAGCCUUUGGCAUGAAGAUCCAAUACCAUAACCGCUCACGUCUUCCUGCCGACUUGGAAGCGGGCGCGACCUACGUGUCCUUUGAUGAGCUUCUCGCCAAUUCGGAUGUGCUUAGUCUGAACCUGGCCUUGAACGCGUCGACUCGCCAUAUCAUUGGAGCAUCCGAAUUUGGAAAAAUGAAAGAUGGUGUGGUGGUGGUGAACACCGCUCGUGGCGCCCUGAUUGACGAAAAUGCGCUCGUUGCCGCGUUAGAUUCUGGCAAGGUCCGCUCUGCUGGACUGGACGUGUAUGAAGAAGAGCCCCAGGUCCACCCAGGCCUCCUAAGUAACCCGCGUGUCAUGCUGCUGCCGCACAUCGGCACCAACACCUAUGAAACCCAAAAGGAGAUGGAGAUUCUGGUCUUGAAUAAUCUCAAGUCUGGGCCGGUCGACGACGAAAAGCGACAACAUCCAUUCGACUCCGAGGACCAUCACCUUAACCUCGCCAACUCCUUCAAGAUGGUCCGUUACGCCGCCCAGGAGAUUCCGGUCGCUAAGAGCGCCCGCGCGCGGGGCUCUUACCUCCGUGUCAGCUUCAAGAACACCCGUGAGACCGCUCAGGCCAUCAACGGCAUGAAGCUGCAGAAGGCUCUGACCUACCUCGACAACGUCACCAAGAAGUCCAUGGCUGUCCCCAUGCGCCGCUACGCUGGCUCCACUGGCCGCACCGCCCAGGGCAAGCAGUUCGGUGUCUCCAAGGCUCGCUGGCCCGUCAAGUCCGCUGAGUUCCUGAUCGAUCUCCUCAAGAACGCCGAGGCCAACGCCGACACCAAGGGUCUCGACACCAGCGCCCUGAUUGUCAAGCGCAUCCAGGUCAACCAGGCUCCCAAGGGCCGCCGCCGCACUUACCGUGCUCACGGUCGUAUCAACCCCUACAUGACCAACCCUUGCCACAUCGAGCUCAUCCUCACCGAGGCUGACGAGGAGGUCGCCAAGGCCCCCGAGACCUCUCUCAAGGCCACCCGUCUGUCUUCCCGCCAGCGCGGCUCUCAGCUCCGCCGUGCUCUCACCGAGGCAUAA
Molecule: messenger RNA, 1581 nt
Organism: Penicillium oxalicum
Lineage: Eukaryota; Fungi; Ascomycota; Eurotiomycetes; Eurotiales; Aspergillaceae
Product: 60S ribosomal uL22 domain-containing protein
Exons: 10
Coding region: 1-1581 (526 amino acids)
Biological process (GO): cytoplasmic translation
Cellular component (GO): cytosolic large ribosomal subunit; ribosome
Molecular function (GO): NAD binding; oxidoreductase activity, acting on the CH-OH group of donors, NAD or NADP as acceptor; structural constituent of ribosome
Source: RefSeq, a predicted model, not a curated record